AUGAGGCAAUACCAGGAUAACCAGCCGGACCCAGGUCAAAGUUCUGCGACUUUGCAACGACCUCCUCUCUUCGUCGCGCAGCUACCGUCCAGCAGCCAUGGCAGAAAGCAGAUUCAGAGGGUGCUGAUCGCAAACAGAGGUGAAAUUGCAUGUCGAAUCAUCGCAACAUGUCGGAAACUUGAUCUAACCUCCAUCGCUGUCUAUGCACAAGAGGACUUGUCUUCGCGUCAUGUUGCUGAAGCAGAUGAGGCAGUUGAUCUGGGAAGCAUCAAUCAGCCCGGAGGAAACCCAUUCUUGAAUAUCCAGCUUCUUGUUGAUGUUGCUCGCUCGAGGGGUGCCGAUGCCAUACACCCGGGCUAUGGCUAUCUUAGCGAAAACAAAGAUUUUGCUGAGGCUGUACGUCAAGCAGGACUGAUAUUCGUCGGACCAAGCUCCCAGGCCAUGUCAACGCUAGGCGACAAGCGGAAUUCAAAGGACUACUUGAGGAAACAUGCGCCCAAGGUUCCCCUUAUCCCAGGAUUUACCGGCUCAAGUCAGAAUGUCAGAGAGUUGGAAACCGCAGCGGAAAAAGUAGGAUUUCCGGUGAUGCUGAAAGCGUCUGCUGGAGGCGGAGGUCGCGGGAUGCGAAUCGUUCGAGAGCGCUCACAACUUGCGGGCGAGCUUGCCCGCGCACAAUCCGAGGCUCAACGCUCAUUUGGGUCAAGCGACUGCAUUCUGGAGAAGUACAUCGAGGCCGCCAAACAUGUCGAAGUUCAGAUAAUUGGUGACAGCCAUGGCAAAGUCCUCUCGUUGUGGGAGAGAGAGUGUUCUGUUCAGCGACGGCACCAGAAGAUUAUCGAGGAGACACCAUCCCCUUUUUUAACUCCAGAACAGAGGCAAAGAAUGUGCGCCGUUGCUGUUCAAAUAGGGGAGCUCAUUGGCUACGAAGGUGCAGGGACUGUUGAGUUCGUCGUGGACGUCAGAGAUGGCAGUUUCUAUUUCCUCGAAGUUAACACGCGUCUCCAAGUCGAACACCCCAUCACAGAGGAAGUUACAGGCCUUGAUGUUGUUUCAUUGCAAUUGUUUGUGGCCGCCGGCGGAUCCCUCUCCAGUCUCGCCAUCCUACAACAUAUUCCCCAAAAGGGCCAUGCAAUCGAGUGCCGCCUAUGCGCUGAAGAUCCUAGCAGUGAUUUUAUGCCACAAAAUGGCACCAUUCAAUUGUGGCGAGAAUCAGACCAGUAUCUAGCGUCAAGAGACGUACGAUACGAGACCGCUGUACAGACUGGGUCCAGCAUAUCGAUUUACUUUGACUCGAUGAUCGCCAAAAUCGUGGUAUGGGCACCAACAAGAGCCAUAGCAAUCUCAAAAAUGGUUAAGGUUUUGGCAAAUACAGUAUGUGCAGGCGUGAAAACAAAUCAGCUUUUCCUCCAGGCCUGUCUUCUACACAAAAGCUUUCAUGAUCGGGCAUACACGACGUCGCUGAUUCCCACGCAUGUGGAAAGCCUGCUGAAGAACCCCUACACGGAGUCUGCACAAAAUAUGAUCUCUAUGCUCUCCCUUCUCCCGGGCCUCGUGUUGAGGAAUUUAGCAUCUCAGCCCACCGAACCUAGACCUUUCAAGCACGUCACUCGAGGUUUCAGGAAUCAAUACUUCGACCCGGUCAAUCGCAACACAACCGUGAUUGUUCCUUCAGAUCCCUCAUCGGCGCAAGAACCGAUAUUGUCAAUCUGGAAUGCCCAUUCUCGCGCCGAGAGCGGCCGUUCGGAAUACCAGGCCACUUUACUCCCCAUUCCAACAGCCGAAACCGACAGUGUCCCCGACACAACAACUCGCAGCUCCGAGGCCUACCAAAUAUCUCGACAAUAUCAUGACAUCAGCCACAAGCUUAGAGACCCGUCUCUAGCCAAAGCUCCACAGUACACCGUGGAAUUUACCAAAUGGAGAGACUUGCAGGAUACCACGGCCCGCAACGGAUGGAGAACAGCGUUAGUAGCCAUAUCAAUCAACCAAUCCAUCAUCCACGCCCACAUCGCCACAGACGCACCUUUGAACCCCGCAACAUCCACUGGCUCCUAUCAAACCGUUCUAUGCCAUAUCCGAGGAUUGGGGACCUGGGUGGAAUAUAAAUGCUACAGUAUCCUCAAUUAUAUGGAAAGUCUACGAUCAGGCGCCGGUGGCCGCUCUUCGGCCUCAUCAAAUUCGAAGGUGGUCAAAUCCCCCAUGCCUUGCAAAGUCCUCUCGGUGCUCAAAACCAACGGGGAUCAAGUCAAGGCGGGGGAGAUUGUCAUGGUCAUUGAAAGUAUGAAGAUGGAGACGAAUAUCUGCAUCAAUGUGGACGGGAAGUUCAUGACAGGAGUCAAGAAUGGGGCUGCAGUAGAUGAUGGGGGCGUGCUGUGCUGGGUUGAAUAG
Molecule: messenger RNA, 2388 nt
Organism: Cladophialophora psammophila CBS 110553
Lineage: Eukaryota; Fungi; Ascomycota; Eurotiomycetes; Chaetothyriales; Herpotrichiellaceae
Exons: 1
Coding region: 1-2388 (795 amino acids)
Cellular component (GO): mitochondrion
Molecular function (GO): ATP binding; methylcrotonoyl-CoA carboxylase activity; metal ion binding
Source: RefSeq, a predicted model, not a curated record